Nelumbo nucifera (sacred lotus) is the source of this 2313-nucleotide messenger RNA. RefSeq names its product ATP-binding cassette 14 (gene ABCG14). Gene Ontology annotation, molecular function: ABC-type transporter activity; ATP hydrolysis activity; ATP binding. Gene Ontology annotation, biological process: transmembrane transport. Gene Ontology annotation, cellular component: plasma membrane. NCBI's taxonomy places the organism in Eukaryota, Viridiplantae, Streptophyta, Magnoliopsida, Proteales, Nelumbonaceae. The record is from RefSeq and is a predicted model, not a curated record.
UAUGGGUCGCCCAGUUCACCUUGGGAAGCCACAGCAGGCAACAACCCAAAGCCAGUAACAUAAUUAGGAGCCUUUUUAACUUCUCCUCCAUCAGUUUUGCUUUGGCCUUGCCCCUUCCUGACCAGGCCUCCAUGCCGGAAAAUCAGCAACAGUCGGCUUCAUCGAAUAUGUCUGAUCAACAGCAAACUAACAACACCACUGUCGUUGCUUACCCUGUGCACCCCAAUAAUCCUCGAUCUGUUCUACGACUGGCCUUGUUCCCCAUAACUCUGAAGUUUGAAGAAGUGGUAUACAAAGUAAAAUUGGAGCAGAAAGAAUCCUGCUGUUGGGGUGGCAAAUGGAGCAGCAGAGAGAAGACUAUAUUGAAUGGGAUAACAGGGAUGGUCUGCCCGGGAGAGAUCCUGGCGAUGCUGGGGCCGUCGGGCAGCGGCAAGACGACCCUCCUGACAGCUCUUGGUGGGAGGUUGAAUGGAAAGCUGUCUGGGAAGAUUACAUACAAUGGGCAGCCCUUCUCUGGUGUCAUUAAGCGAAGGACAGGAUUUGUGGCACAGGACGACGUGCUCUACCCACAUCUCACCGUGACUGAGACCUUGGUUUUCACUGCACUACUAAGGUUGCCCAACACCCUAACUCGGGAUGAGAAAGCCCAGCACGCCGAGCAUGUAAUCGUUGAGCUGGGGCUGACCCGGUGCAGGAAUAGCAUGAUAGGAGGUCCUCUCUUUAGAGGGAUAUCAGGUGGCGAGAAGAAGAGAGUCAGCAUAGGCCAAGAAAUGCUUAUCAACCCAAGUCUUCUCCUGCUGGAUGAACCCACCUCGGGUUUGGACUCCACCACUGCUCAGCGCAUCCUGACCACUGUCAAACGCCUCGCCAGUGGGGGCCGAACCGUUGUCACCACCAUUCACCAGCCAUCCAGCCGACUGUACCACAUGUUUGACAAGGUGGUCUUGCUCUCUGAGGGCUGCCCCAUCUACCAUGGCCCAGCGUCAGCUGCACUGGAUUACUUCUCUAGUAUUGGGUUCUCAACGUCCGUCACCGUCAACCCUGCUGAUGUUUUACUUGAUCUUGCCAACGGGAUUGCACCGGAUUCCAAGCAUGUCACUGAACAAGGUGAUUUACAGGCCAACAUGGAACAGGAGCAGAAAUCAGUGAGGGAGGCCCUCAUCUCUGCUUAUGACAAAAACAUUGCUACCAGGCUGAAGGCAGAACUCUGCAGUUUGGAUGUAAAUAACUAUGGCUAUGCAAGAGAUGCAUCUGCAAGGAAUGCUGCCAAGUUGGAACAAUGGGGCACAAGCUGGUGCCAGCAAUUCAAGGUGCUGCUAAGGAGAGGACUGAAGGAACGGAGGUAUGAAUCUUUCAACAGAUUACGUAUCUUCCAGGUCAUAAGUGUUGCUACUCUUGGUGGUCUUCUUUGGUGGCAUACCCCAGCGUCCCAUCUCCAGGACCGGAUUGCCUUGAUCUUUUUCUUCUCUGUAUUCUGGGGCUUCUUCCCACUGUACAAUGCCGUCUUCACAUUCCCCCAAGAACGAUUGAUGCUUAUCAAAGAACGCUCUUCUGGAAUGUACCGCCUCUCCUCCUACUUCCUCGCCAGAACCGUGGGAGACCUGCCGAUGGAGCUCGCUCUGCCAACUGCCUUCACAAUCAUAAUCUACUGGAUGGGUGGACUCAAGCCUGACUUCACCACCUUCAUUCUCUCCUGGCUAAUCGUUCUCUAUAAUGUUCUUGUAUCCCAGAGCCUUGGUCUUGCAUUUGGUGCCAUCCUCAUGGACGUCAAACAGGCCACCACCUUGGCCUCUGUGACCACCCUAGUCUUCUUGAUAGCCGGGGGCUACUACGUACAGCAGAUCCCUCCCUUCAUUGUCUGGUUGAAGUACUUGAGCUACAGCUACUACUGUUACAAGAUGCUUCUUGGGGUUCAGUACAGUGAGAAUGACUAUUACGAGUGUUCAGAGGGAGUUUUCUGCCGAGUAGCUGAAUUUCCUGCUGUUAAGGCUGUGGGUCUGAACCACUUGUGGGUGGAUGUAUCCAUAAUGGCCAUGAUGUUAGUUGGCUAUCGACUUAUUGCUUACAUGGCAUUACACAGGGUGCGUGUGAGGUAAUCAACAGUCAGUGACCAAUCCAUCAGAGCUCAGAGGACCAAUUUCGUCCAAGAAAAACAGACGGUUGAAGAGUUUUCUCUUUCUUCAACUGUGGAAUAACGUUUGUUGCAAAAUUAGUUUAUCAGACAUGUAGAUCAUCAACCCUAUUGAUCCUUGUCGGAGUUGCAUGUACUCGCCUUCUGUAAUAAUUAAAUAUACUAACUCGAAUUUUUAUUUC